UUUUCUAGGUACUAUUCAAUUUCAAAUAUUUCCUCAUUGUAUGAAAAUAUUUCUACGCCUCAUUUGGGCGGUGGGCGAGUGAUACGGCGUCGUCCAGGAGAAGGGGGCGUGUUAAGUUUUAUCAAAUCGAUCAUGGUGAAAUGUGAAGAGAUGGAUGAAGAAAUGAUAAAUCUCCAUUGAUGGAGAAUGAAGGAAAAAUGCAGAGGAAAAGUGACGAAGAAGAAAGAGAACAAAGGAGAGUAUUUUUCAUUAAUGGACUACAUUGUGAAAGUUGUUUUCAAGCUCUAUGCCUUAUAUAGGCUUACUAACUAACUAACUAACUCUAAUAGGGCGGUCUGUGUCGAGGGGCCGAGGUGACGCUGCUUCUAUUAGUUCCGCCGCCUCGGGGCCUAAAAAUGCUGUCUCGCGGCGGCGGAGGUCUGUAUCUGUGGCGAGGAAUGCUACUCCGACUACGGAUAAGGACGCUGUCGCUGCUGAUUUGGGGAUGCGACGGCGGAGGUCGUUAUCGGUGGCGAGGAGUAGUGCGAAUGCUGUUCCAAUUCGGGACAAGGAUGCCGUCGCGGCUGAAGCGGGGACGCAGCGGCGGAGGUCGAUGUCAGUGGCGAGGUAUCAGAUUAGCGACUCUGAGAGUGACAUAGAUUGUUCUCGGAAUACAAGCAAUCAUGCUACUACGAUAGCUCCUACUAGUGGGAAUACGCAUUUACCCCUGGCAUCAAAAACUGCAGCUUCAAGCUACUGCCUGCCAGGAAGAGCUAGAAGCCAGAUAGACCUCUCCAUGAUACACGAUGAUUACUCUAGCCAGUCUUCUGCCUUAACUGAUGAUGAAUCAAAGGAUACUCGUUUUGGGAGAAAUGGAUCUGAGAAGAUAAUCCGAGCAGUUCAUGCUCAGAAGAAGGCUGGCCAUCCAUCUGAGGAAGUUGUAAAUGGUGGAUUAUAUGCAGCAAUGAGGAAAGAACUAAGACACGCUGUUGAAGAAAUACGAACUGAACUAAACCAGGCAAUGGGAAAAAAUCAGAUAGCUUUGGCCAGUAAUGACUGCUCGCUAUCAGAAAAUGCUAAGACUCCUCAUGAUUCCUUCAGAAUCAGAGAGAAAUAUGUUCAACAAUUGGAGCAGCGCUGCAGUGCAAGCCAUUUGUUUCCGCUCUUUUAUCAACUCCCUUGCAGUUGGAGGGACUUAUAUUGGUUGUUAAGCUCCUUAUAGUUCCUUCCAACCAUUCCCUGAUACAUUCUUGAAACGAUAGGGUCAGGUGUUCCUUUCUGCAUAUAAUAUUCUUCUGGUUGUACUUGAUUUUUUCCAUCAAGUGUUUCUGGGUCCUAGAGGAAAUUCCUUGUGAAACUCAAGGUGAUCGAAGUAAAUAGACAGCUGCGGAAGCACAAGAAAGCAUGGAUAAGGAUAAUGAUAUUUCUCCUUCCAACACUUGUAUGUAACUAAUGCAGCUUUUACUUUCUUCACAUGUGGUGUCCUAAACUAGAUACAAAAUGGGUCAGCUGAGAAGGCAUUUUGCUAUAAUGCAGAUUGCGAUGCAUCCCAACAAAUUGGAUACUGUGUAAUACAGAUUACUACAUUUUUAUUAGUGCAUUUUACUGCAGUUA
This is a messenger RNA of Salvia splendens (bonfire salvia), 1593 nucleotides long. RefSeq lists its product as uncharacterized. The coding region runs from base 485 to 1201 and encodes 238 amino acids. The transcript is spliced from 6 exons. Lineage: Eukaryota; Viridiplantae; Streptophyta; Magnoliopsida; Lamiales; Lamiaceae. The record is from RefSeq and is a predicted model, not a curated record.